Carya illinoinensis is the source of this 681-nucleotide messenger RNA. Its product is annotated as 60S ribosomal protein L27a-3-like. The coding region runs from base 89 to 529 and encodes 146 amino acids. The transcript has a single exon. The record is from RefSeq and is a predicted model, not a curated record. Gene Ontology annotation, cellular component: cytosolic large ribosomal subunit; ribosome. Gene Ontology annotation, biological process: translation. NCBI's taxonomy places the organism in Eukaryota, Viridiplantae, Streptophyta, Magnoliopsida, Fagales, Juglandaceae. Gene Ontology annotation, molecular function: structural constituent of ribosome.
AAUCCUCAAACCCUACCCUCAUAUAUCUCUCAGGCCUUUGCCGCCGAAAACCCUAGCGGAUAGAGAGAGGGAGAGAGAGCGAAGGAAAAUGACGACCCGGUUCAAGAAGAACAGGAAGAAGCGCGGGCACGUGAGCGCUGGACAUGGUCGCAUCGGGAAGCACAGGAAGCACCCGGGAGGCCGCGGAAACGCCGGAGGCAUGCACCAUCACCGGAUCCUCUUCGACAAGUACCAUCCUGGGUAUUUUGGAAAGGUCGGUAUGCGAUAUUUCCACAAGCUCCGCAACAAGUUCUACUGUCCCAUUGUCAACGUUGACAAGCUCUGGUCCCUGAUCCCCAAGGACGUCAAGGAUAAGGCCUCCAAAGACAACGCUCCUCUCAUCGACGUCACCCAGUUCGGCUUCUUCAAGGUCUUGGGCAAGGGAGUCCUCCCGGAGAACCAGCCCGUAGUCGUGAAGGCCAAGCUCGUCUCGAAGAUUGCCGAGAAGAAGAUUAAGGAGGCCGGUGGUGCCGUUGUCCUCACCGCUUAGGUUUUGUUGCUUUGGUUAUAAGUUACAUUUUGGGUUCAUUUUAAAUUUUGAUUUAUAUAGGAACUACGUUUAACCUUCUGUUUGUGCUAUAAGUAUUGCGUUCUGAGUUUUAAACGAUGGGAUUAUUUAUGCUUAUGUUUUUCGCUUUGGUA